UGUGACCUUUUGUUUUCUUUCAGAUAUCUUCACCACCAAGCAACCCCACGAGUAAUCCAUAGAGGUAUCAAAGCAAGCAAUGUGCUACUGGAUGCAGAUUUUGAGGCUCGGAUUUCAGGAUUUGAAUUUGCUAAGUUAAUUGGGGAAACCCAUGAGAGUAUCAAAAUUAAGGGAAUUGUCAGGGACCUCAUGCGAGAAUAUACCUUGUUUGGGAAGGCAUUAGAGAGUUGGGAUGUCUGUGACUUUGGAAUUCUCUUGCUGGAACUUGCUAGCGGCAAGAGACCAAUUAAAAGACCAAGUGCCGUAUCAGUAUCUGAAUGGGAAUUUCCCUUGGCUUGUGAUAAAAAGUUUCGUGAGCUUGCAGAUUCAAAACUAAAGGGAAAAUUUGUGAAGGAAGAACUUGAAAGACUGAUUCUUGUUGGAGUUGUAUGUGCUCAAAGUCAGCUUGAGGAGAGACCCACCAUGCUUGAGGUGGUAGACCUGCUUAAGGGAGAAUUUAAAGAUAAGUUUUCUCAAUUGAAAAAGAAUGAAUUGUUCAGAAACCGUCCAGCUUUUAGAAAACAAAUUUGUUGAAGAGAAGAGGGUAUUUGAGAUUAAAGAGAAUAAUGGGCUCAAUCUAAUUGAGCCCAACUCUUGGCCCACUAUCAUACGGCGUCUUUCAAAACUCUGAGAUGAGGCCCAAAUCAAAUCCCAAGAAUGAUUGGUG
Messenger RNA from Neltuma alba, 706 nucleotides. RefSeq names its product PTI1-like tyrosine-protein kinase At3g15890. Gene Ontology annotation, biological process: protein phosphorylation. The transcript has a single exon. NCBI's taxonomy places the organism in Eukaryota, Viridiplantae, Streptophyta, Magnoliopsida, Fabales, Fabaceae. Gene Ontology annotation, molecular function: protein kinase activity; ATP binding. The annotation marks the transcript as partial. The record is from RefSeq and is a predicted model, not a curated record.